AUGAAUGUGAAGGACAAAGAGCUAGAAGACAUGUUCAAAGAGGCCAGUGGUCCCAUCAACUCACCAUGUUCCUCAACCAGUUUGGAGAGAAGUUGCAUGGAACAGACCCAGAAGAUACCAUUCUCAACGCCUUUAGAAUGUUUGAUCCUGAGGACAAGGGUCAUGUACACAAAGACGAGUAUGUAGAUUAGACCUGAUUUUGAUCAAUAAUGCUGUGAUGUAUCAAAGGUUAUGUUAACUUUGAAAGUGUGUACGAGCAUAAUCACAUUCUACUGAUGUAUCUAAUUGCGCAUACUGAUGACACAAGCAACAAGUUUACAGCCGAGGAGGUAAGAAGCAGAUAACUUUUAAAUCUGUAAACCUUUUAAAUGUAUGAUAUAAGAUUUCUUUUGUGGACAAUUUGGAGCAUCCGCAGGUCAGGUGUAUAGCAGGCUAGAUAAACCCAGUACUAUACUUACAGUAGGCUGUGUGCUAACCUCUGUUUAUUGUUUGACAAUAAGUAACAUGAAUACCCCUAAUACUUAAUCAAUGUAAUUUUAGGUGAAACAGAUGUUCCAGUCAUCUACCACCGACCCAGCAGGAAACGUGGAAUAUAAAUACCUCUGUUACAUCAUCACACACAAGGAGGAACAGGAGGAGUAA
Molecule: messenger RNA, 642 nt
Organism: Coregonus sp. 'balchen'
Lineage: Eukaryota; Metazoa; Chordata; Actinopteri; Salmoniformes; Salmonidae
Source: the annotation of a GenBank genome assembly